AAAUUGUAUUACAACAAUGGCUAAUCGCCAAAAGCGAAUAGUUAUCCUAUUGAAGGGCCACACCGCGGACUAUGAUCGGAGCCAGGCAAUGCGUCAGAGUAAUUUAAGUCCCAUUUACAUACCCCCAUCGCAGAUUGUGAUGAAGAACCUGGGCUUGCUGAAGGCCAAACUUGAGGCGCCGCACAGAUAUGCCGGAAUUAUCUUCCCCGGACCGCGCAGUGUCCAGGCCGUGUACGAGGCACUGGGCAAUAAUGGUGCGAUGCCAAAUUGCUGGCGUGCCUUGCAUAACUAUGCCUUGGGCGCAAGUACCCAUAGCAGGGCAUACAUGACUCUACGAAAGUUUCCGACGCUUGGAGAUCGUGUGGUGAGUGCCCACAACCUGUGCGACCUGAUUGUGGAGACCAUUGGACCGAAAAGAGACUUGCCCUUUCUCCUGCCUUACGGGAAUGAGGCCGGCAAUACGCUGCGUAUCCGACUGGUGGCUCAGGGGUUUCGUGUGGAUUCUUGUGAAGUGUACGAGAAUCAAAUCCAUCCGAAUUUUACAAACGACAUGAAAAAGGUGCUCAAGGCCAAACAACUGGAGACCAUAGUGUUCCACAGUCUGGCCAGCGUGAGGAGUGCAUCGGAGUUUUUCAGCAAAUAUAAGGUUUCUGUGAACGAUCGCAAACUUAUUGCUGUGGGAGCUGCUGCCCAAAAGGCCAUGGCGGAGGCAAAACUUCCUGUGAGCGCUGUGGUGAACUCCUAUAGCGUAGAUCAGUUGAUAAAAGCCAUCAAACACUAAUUUAGAUGGGAAACUGUUGCCAUAUUUCAUUAAAAUUUUAAUUGUUUUCAUUUCUGGUAUAUGCAUGAAUGUAA
Molecule: messenger RNA, 855 nt
Organism: Drosophila miranda
Lineage: Eukaryota; Metazoa; Arthropoda; Insecta; Diptera; Drosophilidae
Gene: Uros2
Product: uroporphyrinogen-III synthase
Exons: 1
Coding region: 17-781 (254 amino acids)
Biological process (GO): uroporphyrinogen III biosynthetic process
Molecular function (GO): uroporphyrinogen-III synthase activity
Source: RefSeq, a predicted model, not a curated record